Acipenser ruthenus (sterlet) is the source of this 792-nucleotide messenger RNA. Its product is annotated as NTF2-related export protein 2-like. Gene Ontology annotation, cellular component: nuclear pore central transport channel. Gene Ontology annotation, biological process: protein import into nucleus. The transcript has 4 exons. The coding region runs from base 154 to 597 and encodes 147 amino acids. NCBI's taxonomy places the organism in Eukaryota, Metazoa, Chordata, Actinopteri, Acipenseriformes, Acipenseridae. The record is from RefSeq and is a predicted model, not a curated record.
UUUUAUAACUCAGAAGUUGUCAAAACAACGCUACAUUUUAAAAAGAUUUUUGUGAAAGGGAAAGGCUUCGUUUCACACGCAGUCUAUAGUAGAAAAUUACUCUGAGUAUUGUCUACGAGUAACAGCGGCUGUUAAUUACAUCGCGUGGAACAAAUGGCAUUACCAACGACAACCACAAUAGAUUUUAGAACCCUUGUAGACCAGGCGUGCAGAGCUGCUGAAGAAUUUGUCAACAUCUACUAUGAAACGCUGGAUAAGAGAAGAAGGGUACUGACCAAACUUUACUUGGAUAAAGCUACGCUAGUAUGGAAUGGAAAUGCUAUUUCAGGCCAAGCUGCACUUGGGGAAUUUUUUGAAGCGUUGCCCUCUAGUGAGUUCCAGGUGCAGUCGCUGGAUUGCCAACCUGUCCAUGAACAAGCAACUCAAGGUCAGACAACGGUACUGGUGGUGACAGGUGGAACAGUCAAAUUUGAUGGGAACAAACAGCGCUAUUUUAACCAGAACUUCCUCCUGACCGCACAAGCAACACCUUCCAGCUCCCUCCCUGUCUGGAAAAUUGCUAGUGAUUCUUUCCGCUUCCAGGACUGGACUAGCUAAUGCUACUGAAGAUGGGUGUAUUUCCCUGCAGAUUUUAGGUUUACUUGUUAAAUAUAUUCUUUCAUUUAAUUUGUUUUAAAACUAUUUUAUGAGCUUCAUUGAUUUCUUUCAGUGAUGCUUUAGUUUUUUUUACUUCUGCCUUUUUAAUUUACUUUAGUUGUGUAUAUAUUGUAAAUAAAUUCCCCUUGCCUUUAA